This is a messenger RNA of Debaryomyces fabryi, 810 nucleotides long. RefSeq lists its product as uncharacterized. Gene Ontology annotation, cellular component: intracellular anatomical structure. NCBI's taxonomy places the organism in Eukaryota, Fungi, Ascomycota, Pichiomycetes, Serinales, Debaryomycetaceae. The record is from RefSeq and is a predicted model, not a curated record. The transcript has a single exon. Bases 1 to 810 code for a protein of 269 amino acids. Gene Ontology annotation, molecular function: oxidoreductase activity, acting on NAD(P)H, oxygen as acceptor.
AUGCUUUUCCAGAAUAAAGAAUCUCCAGUAUUGGAACAAUUCUCCUUAAAUGGAAAAGUUUCUUUGAUUACAGGCGGUCUGAGAGGUAUUGGUUUGGCUGCCGCAAAAGGCUUAGCAGAAGCUGGAUCCCAAAUUGCAAUUACUUACAAUACAUCGGGAAGAGAUUAUAUAGCUGAAAUUGAGAAGCAAUUUUUUGACUUAGGAGUUAAAUUUAAAGCUUAUCAGUGUAAUGUGUCUGAAAAAGAACAAAUAAUUAAAUGCGUUAACCAGGUUCUUGCAGAUUUCAAAAGAUUGGAUGUUGUGGUACCAAAUUCUGGUAUUACUUCUCAAGCGCCAGCUGAAGACUUCAGUGAGGAAGCAUAUAGGAACACUAUGGCUGUUAACUUGGAUGGUGCCUUCUUUACGGCUCAAGCUGCAGCCAAUUCUUUUAAAAAGCAAAAAAAAGAGGGUAAAUUAGACCAAGGAAGAAUUAUAUUCACAGCUUCAGUCUCUUCUCUAGUGGUCAAUAUCCCUCAAAAUCAAGCUCCAUAUAAUGCUUCAAAAGCUGGCUUAGUAAGAUUAGCAAAAUGUCUUUCCGUUGAAUGGGUCGAUUUUGCACGUGUUAAUUGCGUAUCACCGGGAUUUAUUACUACAGAUAUGCUUCAUUCUUUACCAAGCGAAUGGAGAGAUUCGUGGUUGUCAAUGGUUCCAGCUCAAAGAUUCUGCUUGCCUUACGAAUUAAAAGGUGUUUAUGUUUUUUUAGCUAGUGAUGCUUCUUCUUACAUAACAGGCGAUGAACUUGUUGUAGGUGGCGGUUAUACUUUAACUUAA